Molecule: messenger RNA, 2925 nt
Organism: Arctia plantaginis
Lineage: Eukaryota; Metazoa; Arthropoda; Insecta; Lepidoptera; Erebidae
Source: the annotation of a GenBank genome assembly
AUGGAUGGAAGAUGGAUUUUCAGAUCUUAUGGAUUAUAUAAAUCCAUAAGAUAUGAAAAUGCAUUAGCGGUUCCAAAUUCAUUGAAGAAUCAAUUUAAGUAUGUCCAUUCAUUAUACCGACGAUCUGAUGACUGCAACCUUUGUUACGGAGAAGACUGCCUACCUUUCGACCAGGCCAGGUGCGAUUACUAUUCCGAGGCUGAUACUCUUCUACCGAAGGGGGAAGAACCUGAAGGAUUUAUGGAUCUACAGCUUCGGAAUGAAGUUGAUAGCCUCAUGUAUGAUAUAGCAGAGAAAGUGAACCAGUCCCAGGAUCUUAAAUGUAUUCCGCACAUUUCGCAGUACACCGACUGCACAAAAGAAAAUGUAUGCCUCGGUUGCAAGACGUGCUCCUGUGAUAAAGACGGUUACUGGCAUUGUAAAACAUCCCAUUGUCACAUGCAGGCUUCAGCUAUCGAUGUUGACCACCGGGUCCUUAUAAUGACCAUAGAGAAUUUGAAUGCGAAUAUAAAGCUCAGCAGAGAAAAACGUUCAGCAACAGACAAUCCAUUUGAAAACAUAAAUGGGAGCACUCUAGAACAGUUAACGGAGUGGAUCUAUGGAGUCACGCCCAAUGAAGGCAACACUAAGUCACCAAACAAUGAAGAACUGGGCAUUAUAGACACUAACAUAGAACCGCUCAGUGUUGAACAACAAAACCUGCUCAAGUCAAAUACUAACGCAACACCUAAAAAUGAUAUUACAAGUACUACUACUGAAGCAGCCAUAACACCACAAUCAGAACACACAGCUAUUCCAACAGUACCUACUUUUGCUGUUACCACAGAUUCCGAAUACAUAGCAUUCGAUGAGGUACUAAGCAACAUAGGUAUUGAUUCAAAAAACUAUUCCCGAAGGAAGUCUCUGUUAGACUUUCUUCCUAAUUACAGUUCUGUGCUCUUCAACAAGACUACAGAAUUCGAUUAUAUGUUAUUGGAUGAUGAUAAAACAACAGAUACAGUUAAUAUAGACAUAGCGUCGGAAAUGCCUUACGUAGUCGACUUUGCAAAGCAAAGUGAUGCUACUGAACCCACGAUAGAUGAAGCUACAAAAGUCGUUAUCGAUUUGCUAGAUUCUGCUAAGAAAGCACAGCUUUUUAAUGAUACAGAUUAUGUUGAUAUGAGUCCCAAUAAAGAUAAUUUAGUUGGAGUUGGUUUUGACAACACCAAUGAUAUAUUUGAAUAUAAUCAAAUGAAUAUAAUGAAAAGAGAAGUAUCUGGCAUAACAGAAGCCACUAGAAGUAAUGAUACCUAUGCUACAGACAUAAGAGUUAUCACUAUUAACUAUACUGAAAAUCAAACACCACCAGCGAACCAAAAGAAUAAAAAUAGUUUAAAAAACAGCGUUCUGUUACCUUUGACCAAAUUAAUUAAUAGUAGAAGAAAUGAAUUAGAUGACCUUAUAAAGAUCAAAGUAAAUUUAAUCAGCUUUAUGAAUUAUUAUAAUGAAUCUCCGAUUGUCGAAAUAAUAGAUUAUCCCAAUAUAAGUGAUUCAAAUAUACUUCAUGACGUAGAAAUGUUUCCAGACAUGGGAUAUGAUUUGCGGAGAACUAAUCCUCAUGUCAUGCAGAAAUUCUUAUAUAAGCUCAAGGCAGAUAUUUAUGAGGUAAUAAAAGAUAUUAUAGGAUUGGAGAGAUAUAGAGAAGGCAAUUUACCUGACGACUUGAGUCUUUUAAUCCAUAGCUUAAAACGUUAUGCUUCUAAAUCCAAAUCUCAUAAAAAACACCAAAAAACUUCUAAAAACAACAAUAAACCGACCGUAAAUAACCGACGUAGUUUGAAUCCAAGUAACAACAAAUGCACGGAGUCAACAUUUAGACAAUGUAUUGUAGAAAUCCUUCAAGCCGUUGAUAAGGAUAUGCCAAAAACUAAUGCCUUGGGCUCGUUGUCUCCAACCAUGAGACGAAUAUUACGACAUGUAAUAGAAGCUUACAAUAACGGUGUGUAUGACACAAUAGGGCAUAAAGUACACGAUCCUAACUACAGCAUGACAAACGAUUUAAAAGACAUUGGGAGUAAUUGGCAGGAAAUAGCUAACAAUGCUAUUGGUAGCUCGCCUCACGAAACAAUGUAUAAAAUGAAACUUUUACACUACCUUAUGGAGAAAGACAUAAGUAAAAUAAAUGAUGCCCUAGCGGUGAUAGAUUUUGCUCGUAGCAGGAGAAUGAUACCAUUUUUUAAAAGUGUCAGUAACGACGUAUUUCAGCAGAUAAACAAAGGACUGAAAUCGGUACAUAACAAUGUAGAAGUAAUAGUACAAUACCACGCAAAAAAUCCAAGAACCCUCACGAACGAACUAAAGCAUGUCAUUGGCCAUAGACUCCAUGCUGAAGAUGUUUUGGAUUUAACAACAACGCCAGACAUUUCAGGCAAACACAAACACAAAAAAAUGUCUUUUAUAAAACAUAUACGCAACCUGUUGAAGUCUUCCAAAAAAGAUAUUUCUGAGCUUCUGCAUAGACAAGUGCCAAAAUCUGAAAUUGUGAAGCAACUAGCUAAACAAAAACUGAAUGAGAUAGCUCAGAAGAGGUACGAUGACUACGAAAAGACGAUGAAGACGUGGCAGAAAAAUUUAGGUCUUUUGCCGAUACGAUACAAAAGGGAUCUUCGUCCUGACCAAAUAUGGGGUCGCAUAAAAAAUAUCAUUCCAAAUUACUUGAGACACAAAGUUCAUCCUAAAAUUAAAAAUAAUAGGAAUUCAACAAAGAAGAAGAACAAGCACAAGAAAAAACGUGAGAAUCAUAAGAAACUCAAGAAAACGACUCUGACCACGGCCACCACUCCAAACACGAAGACUACUAGAAGAAGUAUAACUACGAGAAGAGCUUACAAAACGACGGGCACAACAGCGAAUGUUAAAAACAACAGAUCUGUAAACAAAAAUUAA